Messenger RNA from Jaculus jaculus (lesser Egyptian jerboa), 1794 nucleotides. Its product is annotated as astrocytic phosphoprotein PEA-15-like. The record is from RefSeq and is a predicted model, not a curated record. Lineage: Eukaryota; Metazoa; Chordata; Mammalia; Rodentia; Dipodidae. Gene Ontology annotation, biological process: negative regulation of extrinsic apoptotic signaling pathway via death domain receptors; MAPK cascade. Bases 113 to 505 code for a protein of 130 amino acids. The transcript has a single exon. Gene Ontology annotation, molecular function: protein binding.
GGCGGCGGCAGAAGCAGCGGUGGCGGGAGUCCAGGAGGCGGCUCCGGAGGCUGCUUAGGAACCGGGGACCCCGGGAGUGCCCGCGCCCUGAGCUCUCAGCUCCGGAGGCGUCAUGGCAGAGUACGGGACUCUCCUCCAGGAUCUAACCAAUGACAUCACCCUUGAAGAUCUGGAACAGCUAAAGUCAGCCUGCAAGGAGGACACCCCCAGUGAGAAGAGUGAAGAGAUCACUACAGGCAGUGCCUGGUUCAGCUUCCUGGAGAGCCACAAUAAGCUGGACAAAGACAACCUUUCCUACAUUGAACACAUCUUCGAGAUCUCCCGCCGUCCUGAUCUACUCACUAUGGUGGUUGACUAUAGAACCCGAGUGCUGAAGAUCUCUGAGGAGGAUGAGCUGGACACCAAGCUAACCCGUAUCCCCAGUGCCAAGAAGUACAAAGACAUUAUCCGGCAGCCCUCUGAGGAAGAGAUCAUCAAAUUGGCUCCCCCACCGAAGAAGGCCUGAGCAAGGGGGAGGAAGAGGAGGAAGGUUGCACCUUCAUCGGACCACUCCCUUCCCCAUCCUCUAUGGGAAGGGGCAAGGACAUCUCCCUGCCCCAUACCCAUGUACUAACCUGGUCCUAACCCCCUUACUAUGCGCAUGUGUGUGCGUGUGCGCACGCUCUGGCUGUCUGUCUAUAUGUCUAGCUCAUCUAGUUCCUCUUCCUCAUGAGGGGAUGGGAGUCAGGGGAUGAAGGUGGUUUAGUUUCCCCACUCUUAGGAGAAGGUGGGGGCUAUUUUCUACAUGAACAGAAAUUGGCACAUUCCUCCUCUUUCCUCCACUCUCCUCCCAUAUAUUUGAAGUGUGAAAGCAGAAUCUUACCUUGAGGAGCUAAGGUGAAGAUGAGGUAUGGGAGAGAUGGUUAGAUUUAAGGAAAAGCAGUGGAGAAGGUAAAGAGGCCACUCAACCCCCACAGGAAGGGGCAGAGAAAAGCCAGGGCUCAGUGUUUAUACUCUUAGGCUGUACUGGCUAGAAUCUUCUUUCUUGCUAUUCUUCAGGCUGGAAGGUCAGAGUGUCAGUGGUCCCUUCUAAUGGGCCUAGGAGGAGUGUGUCACGGAUCUAAUGAGAAGACCAGAUCCUUUCCUGGUCCCAAAGAUCAAGCCCAUAGAGAAGCCAGCAUUUAGUGCCCCUCACUUCCACAUUGCAGACUAUGCAGGGAACAUGCACCACUGAGCCUGAGAUGGGACUACAGGCAGAGAUGGGUCCUUUUCCAUUCUUUUAUUCCUGUCUACAGACUGUUGCAUAUACUGAUGUUGAACCAAGGGAGGUUGGGAAAUGAGAUCCUUAGGUUUUAACUGCAACUUGACCAUACCUAUAGGAUCCCAAUGUGGAUACCGCAGGCCGCCUUCCCUAUCUCGGGUUUAGAACAUCCCAAGCCAGAAAGAAGUUUUUUUUGUUUGUUUCUUUUGCACUGACUCCCACCCCAAUUCGAUCCAGGAAGGGACUUGGUCAUCUUUUUCAACAUGGGCUUGUGGCUGCCUCCUAGUCAGAUCACUAGAGUACAGUGAGUAACCCUAGCCUCCUCCUGUCCCAAGACUGACCUGCCCUUCCCUACCUUGACCGUGCUAACUGUGUGUACAUAUAUAUUCUACAUAUAUGUAUAUUAAACCCGCACUGCCAUGUCUGCCCUUUUUUUGUGCUGUCUAGCAUUAACUUAUUGUCUAGGCCAGAGUGGGGGGUGAGCGGGGAAUGCCACAGUAAAGGGUGUGGCACAGUCAAAUUACUACACAGUCUAAACAGAAAAGAAAGCUUUA